Molecule: messenger RNA, 531 nt
Organism: Argiope bruennichi
Lineage: Eukaryota; Metazoa; Arthropoda; Arachnida; Araneae; Araneidae
Exons: 4
Coding region: 12-509 (165 amino acids)
Source: RefSeq, a predicted model, not a curated record
GAGUGUCGGGCAUGCAGAUCCGCUUUGGCGUGGGGUAUGGUGGCUAUUUACCAAAAGUGUUGACUAGAUAUGGCUCAACUUAUGGAAAUAUAUCGCAUGAAGUGAUGAGGCGGCUACCUUCUGUCGCAAAACGUCUAGCACCUUUGGAGCCAGAAGACAAAGACAGCACUAAAGAUAAAGUAACUCUAGACUGCCAUUGCCAGAAAGAAAUCGAGCACCAUGAAGGUGGAAUUAUUUCGAAUCAAGAAAAGAUGUACAUUCCUGAGCAUGUGUGCCCAGGCUAUACAGGUUGUUUGACUCUAAAAAAGAAAGGAGUUCCAUUGAAUAUUUGUUGUGAAGACGUGUUAAGAGCACUGGGUUGCGAACAAGAUCCGUAUGACAUUCCUGAAGAAAAAAUGGAAGACCCAUUUCCUGGUCCACCUCCCCCAAUAGAUUUUUUGCAAGUAAAGAAAAGGAGCAGAAGAGGAGUAUGGGUGAAGCCCGAAUUUGCACAUCAAAGUAAACGUUGAUCAUAUGAGACGCUAAUCUUAU